AAGUAGGACCACAAGUGAGUCCCUUAGAUGACAACUGAUUUAUCAGAGGAGAAGUCUUUAGCAAGUAUUCCUUAGCCCACCAUGGACAUUUCUGAAACAGCAGUCUCCAUCUGCUUUUCUUAACCCCACAAAAAGAGGUCAGAUUUCACCCGGAUGGAUAUGUGCAAGAAGAAAGCACAAUAACACAGCAUCAACAGGAUUUAUCAUCUCAGCCUCAGCUCCCAGUCCUCUGCCUUGCUGUCAAUUGCAAACUGGGAGUGAUAAAUGUGACAUCAAAAUGCAGUCUCACACUUUGGUUUCUGAACAUCAACAACAAAAAAGAAUGGAGGAAGCCGAAUUGCUGAAAGAAAGAUUCCAGGCCAUAACAGACAAAAGAAAACUGCAAGAAGAAAUUACACAGAAACGUCUAAAAGUGGAAGAGGAAAAAAUGAAGCACCAACAUUUAAAGAAAAAGGCCUUGCGAGAAAAAUGGCUCUUGGAUGGCCUGAGUUCGAUGACUGCAAAAGAGCAAGAAGAAAUGCAAAAGCAGAAUCUGGAGGACCAACAACAGACUCGUGAGCUGGAACAAGACAUUUUCAGACUGGAGAAGGAAAUUGAGGCUCUGGAAAGACAGGAAAUGGAAGUCUCAGCUAAGGAAGAAGCAAUCUUAAAGAAACUGAAGUCUGUUGAGAAAACAACAGAAGACAUAAUAAAGUCUGUGAAGACUGAAAAAGCAGGAUUUGAAAAAGAGUCAGCAGACUACAUCUAUGCCAGCAUACCUGACCUACCCAAGCACUUCAGGCCUUCCACACUGAGAGGUACAGCACAUGCUGCCAACGAUGAUGAAGAAAAGAGAAAAGCAUUGUUUGCCAUGGAAAUUAAAGUUGAAAAAGAUAUGAAGACAGGAGAAAACACAGUGUUAUCAACAAUCCCUCUUCCAUCAAAGGAGUUUAAAGAGACAGGAGUUAAAGUCUAUGAUGAUGGCAGGAAGUCAGUCUAUGCAGUGUCUUCAAAUGGCAAUACAACACAAAAUGGCAUGGAUGAACUUGCUCCUGUUGAAGUGGAGGACCUGCUACGGCAGGCAACUGAAAAAAAUUCCCAGUCUCCCACAGAGUAUCAUGAGCCUGUGUUUGCAAACAAAUUUUGCAGGCCAGUUACUCCUCAGAAAGACAAAUUAGUCCCUGGACCAAAAGUGGAAGACACCAAAAGAAGAGAAAUGAAUGGAUUCAGCAAUCAGACAGAACUCUCCUCCAAAACAGAGCCCUUUAUGCAGCAAAAUAAAGAGAAUGGGUUUGAUCUUCCAAAGGUAGUACAGCCGAAGUCUCCCUCUCCAGUAAUUUCCCAUCCAGAGAAGAAAGUGCACACUAACACGGAGAACAGGAUGAUUCAUAAUGAAGAACGAAAAGCUGGACAUGAGGAAUUAAAACCUUACCAGAAUACAAGAGAAAGGCAUAAUGAGACAAGGCUUUUGAGUCCCCACCAUGUUAAUGAAACAUCCCCUCCACCUCAAGAGGAGGAAGAUGUUCGAUACAACCUUGUCCAAGCUGUGCCUUGUUAUGUGGAUGACUCUGAGCCAGUUACAAUGGUUUUCAUGGGUUAUCAGCGCAUUGAUGAUGACGAUGCAGAAGCAGAGCAGAAGCUGUCACGAUAUGAUGGGGUUAUCCGUGCAGAAUUGGUUGUCAUUGAUGAUGAUGAUAGCAAAUCUGAGAAACCAGCAUAUCAUCCCAUAGGCCACUACAGUCAGGUUUAUCAGCCACCAGGCAGGAAAAUCACAGAAGCCCCACAGACGAACCCUGUGAGCAGUCUGGGCACGAGCCUGAGCAAGGUACCCCACAAAAAUUCCAUCUCCCUGCAAGAACAAGAGGAAUGCUUAAGCUCGCCAUCACACCAUGCUCAUCUUCAUGGCCAGGUGUCUGGAGACGGUACAGAAGAUCCCUCACUAACAGCUCUGAGGAUGAGAAUGGCAAAGCUGGGGAAAAAGGUGAUUUAACAGCUGUAGUGACAUGGAAGUAAAAUUUAUUACUCAAAGCAGAAUAAAGCUAAGAAGACUUUCUUCCACACGCUUUUUCUGGAUCAUAAUGCUUGUUUUGACCUCUGUUUUAUGGGCUAUUUUGCCCUGUGCAUAAUCUAAUGGACUUUAACAGACUUUCAGAUUUGACCAACUGCCACAUACACGCAAAUCAUAUCCUGGAUUUUGUUAAAAGUAGUGGGAAGUUACAUAAGGCCAUAAAUGCAGUUUAUAUACAAUUACGAAGACAUGUAAGUACCUGUUCCCACAAUCAGGAAUAUGCUGUUGCUAUAUACACAGAGCAGAUAAACACCCACUGCCAUGGAACUUCUCGGGACAUUGCUUCACAUCAAAGUGUGCCAAUCUAUCCCAUUUUAACCAAAGAUGCCACCCCAGCAUUUUCUUGUCAAAAGCACUGGUUAAUAAAAAGCUAAACAUGAAAGAGAAGAUCAGGAAGAAACGUAAAUAUAAAAGCUGCUUUCCAAUCAUGCUACCUUGGCUGAAAUUUAAAGCAUUCCUUCUUAAGUGACAGCAGAACCAACCAAAAAUAGUUAAGUCAGCAUAUUAAAAUAUUUAUCCACCUUCUAGAGCUCCACAGUCCAUUCACCCUCC
Empidonax traillii (willow flycatcher) is the source of this 2599-nucleotide messenger RNA. RefSeq names its product palmdelphin (gene PALMD). Lineage: Eukaryota; Metazoa; Chordata; Aves; Passeriformes; Tyrannidae. The coding region runs from base 278 to 1969 and encodes 563 amino acids. The transcript is spliced from 9 exons. The record is from RefSeq and is a predicted model, not a curated record. Gene Ontology annotation, biological process: regulation of cell shape. Gene Ontology annotation, cellular component: cytoplasm; membrane.